Molecule: messenger RNA, 3495 nt
Organism: Ilex paraguariensis (yerba mate)
Lineage: Eukaryota; Viridiplantae; Streptophyta; Magnoliopsida; Aquifoliales; Aquifoliaceae
Source: the annotation of a GenBank genome assembly
UUGAUAUAUUGCUGAGAGACAGAGAGAGAUAUUGCUGAGAGAGAAUCAUCAAUGGCGGUUCACGCAGUGAAGUCUCUGGUAAUACAGAAACUCUCAGAUAUGCUGCGUGAGGGAUCAGUAACCUUUAACAUAGUGAUGGCAGAUCAACUAAAGGAGAUGGAAGAACAACUUCGACAGACGGGAGACUACUUAAUUGGUGCCGAAGAGAAGCAAGAAACAGACGACGACCGUAAGGAUUGGGUUAAGAGUUAUCUACUCAACCUUUACAAUGUUGAGGAUGCCAUCGAAAUUUUUGACCUCAGCAUUGCACGUCAGAGGAAGAAGCUUGGUUUUCUGAUGAAUUACGCUCUCUUUUUCAAGAACUUGAACGCUUGCCGUAAGCUUCGCAAGAAGAUGAAGAGAACCAGAGCCAGAAUCAAAAUUCUCAACAGUACAAUGUCAAGAAGGGUUGAUGAUAUCAGUCAGAGGUCUUUCACCACCCACUCUAGCUUCCAGAGCGAUCGGUCAUUGGACAAUCGGGAAAGUAGCAUUUCUGGUGGUACUCAUAUUGGUGAGAGCAGUGGUGCUCAAGGUGAUCAAGAUCAAGAAGAAAAAGAAGAGCAAAAAGCAAAAAAAGAAGAGCAGGAGGAGAAAACUGGUACAUUGCAGCUCAGUUCCAAGCCACUCCUUAAACACAGUGGUUCUGCAAUUCCACAAGUCCAUACGGUAAGAUUAGAAAGAGUGAAUCGAUUUCGGAUUCUAAGCAAAGAAUCUCGCAAGAGAGUUCAUUUGCAGCAGCGAAAACUACUUUUCACCAAUUCUUACGAUGAAGAACAACUGGGCAAUUUAGGGUUUGGAGAAGUUGUGGAUGGCUUGGUGGAACAGUUGACAGAGAGAGACAACCGCAUCGUCUCAAUUGUUGGUAAAAGGGGAUCAGGCAAGACUACCCUUGCCCGUGCAAUCUACAAAAAUAGAGCAAUCGAAGGGUUUUUUAACUGUCGUGCUUGGAUCUCUGUUUCCAAAGAGUAUUCCAAAGCAGAUCUCUUGCUAAGCUUGUUAAAACAGGUAUCCGAGUCGAAGGACCAAGCUGCUGCUACUGAAGAAGUAAUGCAAAAAAGACUCUUGGAGCGGUUGAAGACGAAGAGGUGCCUAAUUGUCCUGGACGAUGUAUUCAUACGCGAUGUGUGGGAAAAACUAAAAGAUGCCUUCCCAUACACAAGAAAAUGGACCCAGAUAAUCCUCACCACUUGCGACAUAGAUGUGGCGAGGUAUGCUGAUCCAGAUGGCCUUCCGCAUCACUUGAACCCCUUAGACAACAGCGCUAGCUGGGACUUGUUAAUGAAAAGUGCAGGCUUAGAAGAAACCAGUCCUUCAAGUCCAGAUCACGUCCAGCAAAGGAUUUUAAAAAUAUGCAAUGGUCUACCCCUCAACAUUGUCCUACUUGGAGGUCUGUUAUCGACUAAGAAAUCAAGCAGCUACAAGGAGUGGAAUCGAGUGCUGUCAAGCCAAAAGAAUUGGGAUACCACAGACAUAUUGUCAUUGAGCAUUAACGACCUGCCUUUCCUCUCCAAGCUCUGUCUGCUUUAUUUGGCGCUUUUCCCGAAAGAAUUUGACAUCCCGGUGAGGAGGUUGCUUCGGUUGUGGCUUGCGGAGGGAUUCAUGGCGCAACCAGACAAGGUCCCAGAGGAUGUUGUGCAGGAAUGUUUCGACGAUCUAGUCAAUCGGAACUUGGUUCAAGUAUCAAAAUUGAGAUCCGAUGGCAGCUACAGAAGAUGUCGUUUACAAGGUACAGUCCAUGAUUACUUACUGGAGAAAGCCCGUGAUAUCAGCCUAUUCUAUUUCCACGGCAGCUUGGAUUACCAUGAAGAUUCAGCAGGUCCGUUUGGUGUUCGUAGGAUCAUCGAGUACGUCGACAUUAAGAAGUUCUCGGAUUUCCCUCAUAAACUUUCUCACCAACGUUUGCGGGCUUACUUGUCGUUCAACUUUCAAAAGAAGGAUACACCCGCAAAGGAGGUAGGCAGAUUUUUAAGCAUAAUUGUUGGUAGUGGCUUUGGAUUACUCAGGGUGCUUGAUCUUGAGGGGGUGUACAGACCCAAUUUGCCCGACAAACUGGGUAAUCUGUUUCAUUUGAGGUACUUGGGUUUGAGAUGGACCUUCUUGGACACCCUUCCUCAAACAGUUGGUGAUCUUCCCAACCUCGAGACACUGGAUAUAAAGCACACAUAUAUCAACACUCUCCCAAAUUCCAUUUGGAAAUUGAAGCACCUUCGGCAUCUGAAUCUCAAUGGGAAUCAUCUUGACAUGCCUAAGCAACCACAUGGUUUACUCAAAGAACUCCUAACAUUGUGGGGUUUAUUUGUGGAUCGCAAGAGCCCGGUGAAGAAUGGAUUGAACAAGUUGCGUGAUCUCAGAGAAUUAGAACUAACGUUUAAUCUCAGCUCAAACGAAGACUUAAUUGACUGGAUUGCAGGUUUAACGGCUCUUCAACUCCUGAGGUUGCGAUCCAAAGAUGAUAGAGGACGUCCUUCAAAACUGGAUUGGAAGCCAUUGUCCAAGUUGGAGAAACUUUCCAACCUCAAAUUGCUCGGCAACUUUCCAAGUUGUACCCAAGAAAACUUGACAAUUUGUAAGCUGCCUGAUCCACGUGAAUUCCCACCCACUCUCAAGGUUCUAACUCUCUCGAUCUCUCAGCUGAAUGUUGAUCCAAUGCCAACCCUAGGUACUCUGUCAGAGCUAACAGUUCUCAGGCUUUUGGCGAAUUCGUACUGCGGUACCACAAUGGUUUGCCCUCGGGGAACAUUCACUAAGCUUCGAGACCUGAAACUGUGGAUGCUGAAGGAGCUAGAGGAAUGGAAUGUUGAGGAUGAGGCAAUGGGGAGCCUCAAAGAACUGAAUAUUAGAUGCUGUGACAAGUUGAAGAACAUACCAAACAGAUUGCUGCAAUCCAACACCUUGGAGGAAUUGAUUUUAACAACAAUGCCAAAAGAAUUCACAGAUGAAGUUCGCCAAAAGAAGUCCAACCAUACAUACCUGACCGUCAAUCACUGGAAAUUCAGUGAUUUGCCGUGGGAGGAAGAUGAUACAUCAGAGAGAAACACAGAGUGCAAUGGUCAUUCAGAUUCAGCAAUGCCGACGCUGCUUGAGGCCAGGCCAGUUGGUUGCUCUGAGUAGAGUGAAGCGAGGCAUUGAUGCCAUGGGGAGAUUUUAGAGAUAGAUGAAUUAUUUCACCACUACAUUUCUUCUGUUCUGUGCUCCACCUUGUUAUGCUUGAGUGUGUAGUGGUCUGCACCAGUACCUUUAUUUUGUUGUGUGUGUUGUGUGUUUGAAGACUCUCCUCCUCCUCCUUUAUUUUGCUUACCUUUCAAUUGCCGCAGUAGUGGACUGCACUGCACUACUAGUAUUUUGUAUCGGGUCAAAAACAGAAAUAAAAAUCUCAUUUCGUCCUAUUAUUAAUACUUUUCCAUGUUCCUGGUGUAUGCAAGGGCUGAAAUGUUUGUAUCACUUAUCACAAUUUAG